AUGAGGGACUCCAUUUACAAGGAGCUGACGGUGGAGUUCCUAGUGAACUUCAAGUGCCUCCAUGGGACCAACCAUGAUUUCAUCUUCGACGAGGAGGGCAUGGACACCUUCACACUCGGAGGUGUCAUGAGGAGUAUGAGUUUCACAGCUUUCUAUGUGGCACUCGGUAUUUACUCCGAGGAGUUCACUAGGACCCAGGUCUACCGCGACUUGAGGAGAGAAGGAGAUGCAGACUAUAAGGUGCUUCUUCAGCCUUGGAGGAACAACCUCUCCAAUGUGAGCAUCACCACCAGAUGGACGACCAAGAAUGCAAGGAGGACCCAACUCAUCUCGGUGACGGGCAUCUGCCACGACAUCAUUGGCUACUCUCUCAUAUGA
This is a messenger RNA of Linum trigynum, 378 nucleotides long. NCBI's taxonomy places the organism in Eukaryota, Viridiplantae, Streptophyta, Magnoliopsida, Malpighiales, Linaceae. The record is from the annotation of a GenBank genome assembly.